Paramuricea clavata is the source of this 9382-nucleotide messenger RNA. Lineage: Eukaryota; Metazoa; Cnidaria; Anthozoa; Malacalcyonacea; Plexauridae. The record is from the annotation of a GenBank genome assembly.
AUGUCGACCCACAUGCACCAUGCAAACCAUGAUGAUGGUACCAGCUGCCAAUGUGUGGCAAGAUCAGCAGCAUAUUCUCAAAACCUGGAUGAGCUGGAUUUUACCAGAGGAAUUUGGUUUGCUGCAAUAAAUGGUGAAAUUGAAGAGGUUCAAAAGUAUUUGGAUAAGAAAUCUUCUCCAGAUGUGUUAGAUAGUUCUGGUUAUAGUGCUUUGGUAAUAAUACCCUCCUAUAUAUUGUAAGACUUGUAAUACAAUUUAAAAGCCCACCUGAUCAUAAAUUUCCAGAAAAGGUAGCGACGUAGCGUUGCAUCAUUAUGUAUAUUAUUUUCCCAAGGAUGGUAAGAAAAAUAUAUGCUGGAUGGUUGCCAUCCCGACGUCACCAGACAAAGCUCUUUGAUUGGCUGGCUGAAAUAUUGGCCAAUCAGGGAGCUUUAUUUUGUGAUGUUGGGACAUCCCAUAUAUGUUUAUGUGCGACUUUUUGGCAUUUAGUUUUUGCGGUAUACAGUGUUAUAGAUCAGUAUUUUCUUGCCAACCUUGGGAAUAUACAAGAUGCAACAUGCCACAGGCAAAAAUGCACAACCUGUUCAGGGUUGAUGUUGACAUCCAUGAACAAUGUUGUGCUGCACCCCUUGGACAAUGCUGUUGUUAUGCAUGUAAGUAAGCAUAAAGAUAUAAGAGUAAUUUACUCUAAUCCAUAAUCACAUAGUUCCCAAAUAUACAUAAAAACCCAUCCCCCAGGAGGUCAUCGGUAGCUUCUGAGUAUGACGCAUGACAUCUCUCCUCCUUUGCAAACGGUUGAGAUACAACUUAUAAGAUUAAUACUUAGAAAUUAAAAGUAAGAAAAAAAAUUAAUGCCAGACUGUUCAUUAAAGGUGAUCUACAGUCCGAUCUGCGCAUGUGCACAAAUGAGCCCACUUUUUAUGAUACAAACAGUUUAACUAUGUUUUGAGUUCUUGAAAAGCCUGAUUGUUGUUUCUUGAUCAUUUAUUGUGGUUAGCUGCGCAUACGCAGCUAACCACUAUGUGAGAGACUGAUGCGCGAUCUUCCGUUUCUCUGUGGCCUUCGUGUCCGCGGUGUCCUGCUGCGCGGUUCCUUUUAUCCUUGAAAUACGAACCAUCUGUAGACCACAGGCUAAGUUCACUAACGCUCAUACCGUACAGAGAUGUGUAUAAAUUCUUAGUAAAGUCUUUAUUGUAAUAUGUUUUGUCAGGUCGACAGUCAUUUCCAACGCAUAUACAGUAGAAUCGAAUAUGUCGUUGUUUUUAUAAUCACUGCUUGUACAAGGGUCAUUGGGAUUAAUCAAAUCAAAUCAAAUCAAAUCAAAUAUAUUUUUGCCACAAAAAAUAACAGUAUAGAAAAUAUACAAUUAAAGAAUUAUAAACGGCAAGGAAGCCCAAAUUAAUAUUAGCGCACGGGGUCUGUUUUAUAUCGUGCAAUGUCAUAUUUAAACACGACAUAUCAGUUUCAUCAAACAUUUUAUACGUAUUAGAAAAAUAUAGUAAUUAAUGAUAUAGCGCGCGACGAUUGGACAUAUUUACGUUAGUCUAUAUCGAAGGAAUGUUGACGAAUGACUAACAUAUAGGUAUAUAGAAUCGAGUAUGUCGUUGCUUACAUAACUUUGUAAGGCCACGUCAUUGGAAUCGGGUUAGUCGAAUGUGUAAGUUAAGGCAAAUAGAAAGCCAAGCACGGUUUACACAAGGAUUAAAUUAGGCAGUGGAAUAUUAGCGCUUUUUAGUGUGAAGUUUCACUUCACACUGUUGUGAUGGCUGGCGAAUUCACACGAAUCAGUCAGACAGGCAAUCAGAUAGUCAGGCAAUCAGUCAGUCAUGGAGUAAACUUUCCGGGGGGGGUGUACGAUUUAUGUUCGCAGUGAUUUAUUGUACUUAAUCAGUGCUUUGAAGGUUAUUUAAGCAAUUUUAUUUAUUUUCUUUAAAUAUUCUUUUGUCCUUUUGCCAAGUUCACGAAAAUUUCGAGGAAUCGUUGUCGUUAUUGUAAAUUUUUGUAAUUUCAGAACAUUCGCUUCUCAUGUUGUGUAAAGGAUCUGUCCCCCCGGAACACCCGAUUUUUCUAUAGCAGGGCAAAUGCGCAUGCGCUAUGAAGGCGUAGAUCACGAUGCUAGGAAGGAGCGACAGUGUUGUUUUCAAAUGCAGUAUUAAUUUAAACAUUUCAGACGUGAAUAUUGAGUAAAUCUUUGAGAAUCUACGCAAUAUAUAAAUUUGUGUUAUGCAUGACGGUCUUUCAAUCAAGUACUGAUAUAUGUGGACGGUAUAUUCAUUAAUAUCACUUAUACAGAGCUAGGAAGGAGCGACGUGACAGUGUUGUUUUCAAAUGUAUAAACAUUUCAGACGUAAAUAUUGAGAAAAUCUUUGAGAUUCUAGGCAUUCAAUUGAGUGCCGAUAUUAUUUUCACGGCACACUCGUUAUACAGAGGUACAGUAUACGUAGGCAGAAGCGAGACAGUGUUGUUUUCAAGUAUAUACAGAUUUCAGACAUGGCCUGAAUAUUGUGAGAAAAUCUUUGUACUUUGAGAUUCUACGCAAUAAUACUAUUAUGUAGUAUUAUGUUGUGCAUUACCGGUAUUCAAUUAAGUGCCCAUCGAUAUUAUUUAGAACGUAUAUUCAUUAUACACUGUCAUUGACUGUAUAAGGUGCUACAUCACAGAAUAGAUGGCUACGCUCAGUACAAAGAGCGAAACAACUAUUAUUAAACAGAAGCGGGUAAACGUUUGUACGGCGUUUACGAAGAAAAUAACUUGCGAGUCAGAGCUCCUCAAUUAAAUAAGAAAAACGAGGAGAUAGCCAAUGCGUUAUCACCAACGUGUUAUCGCCAAUCGCUUGGCUCGCCAACAAGCUUUAUGCAAUAGAAAAAAAAAGCAAGGAGGUACAUGUAGCCAACGUGUACCGUCACGGGCCUUGUCUUUCUUUACUGUCUAGCGCGGCGCCGUUGUCAACGGUGUAAACUCUUGUUCAGUGCAACGAUAACACUACCAGAUCUUACGAGAAUCAAUCUGUAGUAUUCUGUAAAGAGAAGUGUUCAAAUCUUGUCAAAACUGCUUUAAACACUGCUUAAUUGUAAAACUAUUGAAAUCUAUUAAAAUGACAUUAUUCAACACAUGCGAAAAGCUGAAAAUAGACGUGACACUGGGAAAAGUCAAAGGUCAAUGAAACUUGUUAUUGUGAAGCAUGUCACAAUUAGGUUAAAAUGCGGAAGCGGAUGGAGCGGAUCCGCGGAACGGAUAUGCGGUUAGAAUACGGAACGGAUGAGAAUAAAAUGCGUCCUUUUAAUGAUGUAACGACGUAGUCCUUAUUAUUCAUAACAUAUCUUACACAGCUAUUUCAAUUAUAGUUUUAGAUAAAUUUAGCAUAGCAGUAGCCUCGUGGGGAGCUUUUAGCGACAGCUGCAAAUGCAAAUGAAAAUUUAGAAUAUGCAAAAUUUGGUUGUUGGCGAAACCAUUUAAAUUUUGAAUUGUCUCGUGUAGCAUCGUGUAGCAUCACAAUAAAUAGAUGAAUUGCAUCAGUUUCACAAGGCAAGUUUCUUAUGUGUUAGGCUUAUUUCAAACGUCACGCUACUCGUGUGCCGAGCGUAUUAAAAGCAGUAAAUAAUGAGAUGUAAGCCAUCAGCUUUUCUAGGUUGUCGGCGACCAUAUAUAGUUCCUGAAUUGUCUUUUCAAUUCGAAACUUCACACUAUCCUUGGAUCCCUAGUUUACUUUGGGAUAUAUUUGUCGAAUAUUGAAAGCAAAUUGAGGCCCCGUUUACACUAUACCGGAUUGCUAUCGGAGUGGGUCAAAUUUUGUAGGUAUCGAAAGGCUGUGAAGAUUUUUAAUCUCAGAGACCCAAAUAAACAUGCCAAUUCUGUCAAACUAAUAAGCAUUUGCUACUAACCAUUGCUCCGUAACGGCAAAAGAAGAUGUCGUGACCAACGAAUCCGGCAUAGUGUAAACAGGGCCUGAAUGUUAUUAAGUUUAUUACCAAUAUAUAUGAGAUCGAUUAUGUCGUUGUUUAAAUAAUUCAGUCAUCACUAAAUAAAGUAUAUGUUGAUCGUCCUUAGAUCUUCGCAUGGACUAUCCUUGAAACUCAAACUUCACGAAAAUUGUAUAUACGCAGCCUGUAAACCUGAUGCUUUGUCUUUGAUGUAUGCUGUCCUUGAACAAGAACUGUUCUUGUCUUAAGUAUUUUUCGUAUUGUCUAGUAUUUCGGCGUGUGAUGUAUUUGUACUGUUCUGUCUGUUCAGUGUGCAAAUUAUUUUUGACACAUUAAAAUACUUUGUAACUUCUUAAAUCUGUUUAUAUGCUUAUUGAAAAAUGCAAGUAACAUAUCUGAUGUUCAGUAUGCCAUUAAAUGUGUGUAUAAUAUUUGAAUUGUGUUCAAUUUACUUAAUACUUUCUUUCAGUAAAUUCGGAAUUUGACAAUAGCAAUUAAGGUGGAGUAAUAUACUAAUAUGGGCAACAAAAUUGCUGCAACUUGCAAAUUGAAAUGUUUUGUCAACAUUUCUACUUAAAAUGCGUUGAAAUCAGAUUUUGUUGCAGAAAUGUUGGCUGCAGCAAUUUUGUUGCGCGUAUUACUCCAACCUUGGUAUUACUCCAGCUUUAACAACAAUUAAUGCAGGCUACCCACAUGUACGCAGCGCGUACCUAUUUUUAUACUCUAGAAGCUUGAAAAUAUAAAUAGUUGUCGAAUAAAGCUCAAUAUUUUGGACACAAAAAUGUAAACAAAGGCUUUGUUUACAUACGUACUGUAGAUCACCUUUAACUGUCCGUGCUGACAAAUAAUAAUAAUUUAAUCAACAAUAAAUUAAGUUCUCAAUAAAGUUCAUAAUCUUUAAAUCUGCUGGGUGGACGCAUGGUUCUUCCAGCGCGGGUAAUGUAAGAUGGAACUUGAAGCCUUGUUGAAGCUCCUCGGUUUGUGUAACAACUUCACCUUGACCAGGUUGUGAAGAUGACGUGGCAGGUGGUGGAUCAGGUUCCAAGUCUGACGUGGUAGGCGGUAGAUCUUCAAUUGAGUCUUGAGGGGAGUGACUAGUGUAUGGUUGCAGUGGGUGUGCUUCGUGAAUCGUGAAUUGAGAUGGUGCUGUUGUUGGUCGAAUCUGGGUGCGAUUUCGGCGAAUAACAUUUUUUUUUUUAAUUCGUCUAAUUCGACCAUACGUCCACGGUUGUCCACGCAGAGUUGGUCGUGGUUUUGCAUAUGCAUAUGAUCCCAUAGGUAAAGAAGGCAGGGAAGACUGUACUGUUUUGUCAUAGGAGGCCUUAGAUGCUGCUCGAUGGUUGGCAAUCUCUUGGGUCACAGUUCGGGGAUCAGGUGAAUCUGGUGGUAGACUAGAACUGGUGCGUCUUCCCAUCAGACGUUGCGCCGGAGAAAACGAAUAACCACGUGGUGGGGUUUUGCGUAUGUUAAGGAGGGCAAGGUGGUAAUCUUGUGACUUCUUUGAAACAGAUUUAGCACCCUUAACAGCAGCUUCCGCUUUUCCAUUGCUUUGUGACCAAUAAGGGGAAGAAGUUAUGUGCUCAAACCCAUACGACUGUGCGAAAAUCUGGUAUUCUCUCGACAUAAACUGUGGACCGUUGUCUGUAAGACAGCACAGAGGGAUGCCAUGUCGUGCAAAAUGAGCUCUCAUGUGCUGGACGAUUGUUGUAGAUAGGGUAUCUUUGAGUUGAUCUAACUCAUAAAAGUCACUAUAGUGGUCCACCGUGACAAGAUAAUAGAUCUUGUUAAGCUCAAAUAUAUCUUGUGAUACACAUUGCCAGGGACACGUUGGUACUGGAUGUGAUAACAUGGGCUCUGCGGCGGCUUGGUUGCUUUUCCAGGCCAAAAAACAGACUCCCGUGCAAAACGAAGGCAACACUCAGGACCUCUACGGGAUUGGUGAAUCUUAACUAAUGUCUCAGCUCUAAAUGACACUGGAACGACGAUGCGAGUGGAUUUGAGUAUAAGGCCAUCAGCGAUGGUGAGUUCAUUUCUGAAGUUUCAAAAAGAGGAGUUGUUUAAGUAACUGCUGCUUUGUUUGUGACGUUAGCUUUACCCAAAAGCCACUUGUCAAACUUGUUAAACGCUUCCACAAUAGCAAGGCACUCUUUUUCAAUUUGAGCGUAGCGCUGUUCAGUCGCGGUCAGGCUUUUAGAGCUAUAAGUCAACGAUUGAAGGGGCUUUUCGUCAAAAGUGCCGUCACUUUCUUGCCGAGAAGGCGGAAGAAGGGCUGCCCCAAGGCCGUAGUCCGAAGCGUCCACUUGGAGUACCACAGAUGCGUUCACAUCGUAGUAUUGAAGGCAAGGUGCAGAGGUUGCUAGUGACUUGGCUUCAGCAAACGCUUUCUGGUGUUGGUUAGACCACACAAAUGGCACAUCGUCCUUGGUAAGGGCUCGUAGUGGUUGUAUGACGCUGCUCAGCCGGGAACAGAAUUAAUUUGCUCAGAUAGUUGAUAGCCCCCAAGAAUCGGCGGAUUCCCUGCUUGUCAUGGGGUGUUGGUAAAUUCGUCACAGCUUCAACCGUUGUUGGAUCUGGUCGAAGGCCAUCUCAUUCUGGAGUAAUUAGAUGACCCAUAAAGGUGGCACUUGUCGUCAUAAAUUUCAUCUUGGCGGCAUUGAUCUUGACAUGAUUUUGCUUAAGGCGUUCAAGGACUGCGAUAAGAUUCUGGUCGUGAUCAACCCUGGCCUCUUUAUCUGUGUCACCACAUCCUGGAACUAGGAUAUCAUCCGCAAUGCUUAUGACUGUGAGGCCUUCAAGGACCAUGUGGAUCCGACGCUGCCACUCUUCAGAUGCAGAAGAUAUCACAAACGUAAGUCGCGUCCAUCUAUAGCGCCCCCAAGGGGUAGACAUAGUGGUCAUCAGGGAGGAGCGGGAAGUCAAUGGGAUAUUCUGGAAUGCUUCUUUUACAUCGAUAACUGUCAUGCACUUUACAUUAUGUAACUUGUGCAAGUUCUCCUCCAAGGUGGGAAUGAUGUAUUUUGGCCGACGUAUUGCCUUGUUGAGGGUCUGCGAUGGAUCUAGACAAACACGGAUCUUGCCUGGCUUGGUUGGUGUUGCCAUUCUUUCUCGGAUAACCAUAUUAGAUAUCCACUCAGUCGGUUCUGAUACUCUUACCAAUUGCCCUGUAGCCUCAUAAGAAUCUAGCGCUGCCUUGAUUUUAUCAAGCUUGGAAACCGGCUGACGAUGGACAGGAGCAUGGGUAGGUUUGACAUUUCGAUCAAGAUCAAGGUCAACCGGUGGACCCAGGUGUCCUAUUCCUUUAAACAAAGAGGGGCAUUGUUGAGAAAUGAAGUCCAUGGUUAAAGCCCCAUAAGGUGGCCAGACUCUUUUGGUUAUUACGGGUAGAGCUGGUGGUGGUCCAAUCGCUGAGGCAGUGAUAUCUUGCUCUGUCAAGGUUUCAUUUGCAGCCCUCCAAGUACAUCCGCGAACGAAAUCGACAUCAAGGGACAGUGCCCCUAACUUGACCAAUCGGAUGAAUAGAUGACCCCGCAUAAGGUUGCAAAACUGCAUUUGACGGCUCGAGACGUGCCCAUGGGAUGUCGAAGGGUAUUACAAGAUGCAACUGAAUCAAUUUGAAAAAGGACUUUUAUGGAAUCACCAGGCUGGCCCGAUUGUGGUCUUGAUAGAGUCAGCAUUACAAAGUAACUGUUUCCGCCUGUUUUCGGGUGCUGCGUGGUUGAGGUCUGUUCAGGCUGCUUCUGGUUUGAAAUGACAAAACAUGACUGCUCAUGCUUAAAUGCUUCUUCCCAACAAGGGCGAGGUGGGUCUUGGUUGAGCAACCUGACUUGUUCCCGUUUGAUCUUCCUAUCUUUGGCUGCCUGCAUGCACACUUUGGCUUUGGCAAAGUGUUUUUCGGCAGUAGCUACAGGUUUUCCCGUGCGCAGGACAUAACUCACGAGGGUGACUUUGCUUGUUGCCACAGUAUCAACAGGGCUUUAAAUUCAUAUUCGGCUUGGCGGGCCUUGCUAAUAACUUGGGUAGAUCCCUGGAUGCUGAAGUGUAGUGGACUUGCUCUUCAGUUGUCGAAUGUUGGAGCAUUUUACUUGUGUUCUGUGCUGCCUCAUAGGAUAGAGCUUGACUAACAACGAAGGCUAGGGUGAAUGGAGGGUCCUCUGGCUUUCUUUGACCAUCCCGAUAGAAAAUAUCCGCGCGAAAAUAUGGCUGAAUGAUUCAUUAAGGUUGAACAGAAAUUUGUCACGCAUGAACUCAUCAGAUUGAGCUCCAAACGGACAGCGGCCUGCUGCCGUACGAACCAUAGUUUCCCACAUUGCUGUUGGCGGUUGUGUCAUUUUCACCCAGAAGUGAUAACGAUCUUGUAUUAAGGUGCUCGCCCCAACAUAAUGCUCCUUGAUUUUCUGUAGCCAUACCCAAGGUUUUUGUUGAUCAUCUGCUAAUAUUUUUGAAGCAAUUACAUCGUCAAGCGUGUUCCAUUCUGAGUUUUGUAUAGCUGUCCAAAGUACAGCUAUUUCGAAAGACCGCUUAGCUGCGAUUUAAUGACUAAUGGUCAUUCGUUUGAGCAGUUCUAUCUUUUGUCGGAUCUCUGUACCCUUCGAGCAAACAGUAAUCAUGAAACCGAGUUUCCCAAUGUCUGAAAUGAUCUCCAUUGGCCCGAACCGCUUGCAUGAACGUCCAAUAUUGGUUUCUCGUUCUUUGGCAUUGCUCGUUUGUUGUGUUGCUUUUAGUGAUGCAAUUCGAAAAUACAAAUUUUCAAAAUUCAAAAUGGCGGUCGAAAUGCUCGCACGAUUUCGCCGAUUUUUUGUUUGUUUCUGAACUUCUAACCAGUGUUUAGGCGGCGAAUAAAGGUAGAUUGCACCUUUAUAAUUCCUCGUUUCGAUUUAUCCCACUCUUGACACAAUGUUAUGCGUGUAAGUAACUAAAGUAAGCACAAAGAUAUAAGAGUAAUGUACUUUAAUCCAUAAUCACAUAGUCCCCACAUAUACAUGAAAACCCAUCCCCCAGGAGGUCAUCGAUACCUUCUGAGUAUGACGCAUGACACUGUUAACAAUAUUUACACUCUAUCAGUCUGUAAAUCACUAGAUAAUUUUCAGUCAAGAUCAAUCAAGCGCCUCAGUUGGCGACUUUAUUAAAAGUUGAGCCCACCCUAGUAUUGCAUAUUCACCAGGAAGAACUCUCGAAAGUCAGACACUCUCUGACUAUAAAUGGCUUAAUAUGUCGUCACUGUUCAUAUAACAAAGUUCAAAUUUAUCUUUUUAUAGCAUUAUGCAGCUCGCCAUGGUCAUUUAAAUGUUUGCAAGAUCUUGUUAAUAUCUGGUGCUAACCCUGACAGUUUAACGCGUGCUGGAAAGGCCAGUCCAUUACACAGAGCAGCUUAUAGUGGACACAGUGACAUUGUAAAAAUAUUAGCUGAACAUGGAGCACAAUUGGAUUUGGUUGAUAUUGAUGGACAAACAGCAUUACACAAG